AUGCUGUUGAGACCAACUCGAAUUCAUGCCAGGCGCAUAGCCAGAGCAGCUAAUGGCCCUCAACUACGAUAUCGAUUCUCGUCGGCCACAGCAGCUGUACGCUGCCGGCCGUAUCUCACACCGCGGGCGUUCGCCCCAAUCCCAAUUACUGCAGCUCGCACAUAUGCCAAUGGACGGCCACACCCCCCGGGUGGCACCCAUCGAAUGGAUUUAGGUGGAGGGGAGCAGAAGUCUGCCCUCGAGGAAUUUGGAAUUGACUUGACUGCUCGAGCCAAGGAUGGAAAGCUUGACCCAGUUAUAGGGAGGGAUCCAGAGAUUCACCGGACGAUACAAGUUCUUUCCCGCCGUACGAAAAACAACCCUGUGCUUAUUGGGAGCGCUGGCACUGGGAAAACUGCAAUUCUCGAAGGGCUCGCCCAACGGAUCGUCAAAGGAGAGGUACCGGAGAGUGUCAAGAACAAAAGGGUUAUCGCACUUGAUUUGGGGUCCUUGAUAGCCGGAGCGAAGUUCCGCGGAGACUUUGAGGAACGGCUGAAGGGCGUGUUGAAGGAAGUGCAGGACGCCCAAGGCGGAGUUAUACUUUUCAUAGACGAAUUGCACACGCUGCUGGGAUUGGGAAAGGCCGAGGGUAGUAUCGAUGCUAGCAAUCUCCUUAAACCAGCACUUUCAAGAGGAGAGUUGCAAUGCUGCGGCGCUACGACGUUAAACGAAUACCGACUAAUUGAGAAGGAUGUUGCCCUCGCAAGACGAUUUCAACCUAUCCAGGUCAACGAGCCCUCAGUUCAGGAUACCAUCAGCAUAUUGAGAGGCAUCAAAGAGAGAUAUGAGGUACAUCAUGGUGUAAGAAUUACGGAUGGAGCCGUUGUUGCUGCUGCAACUUACAGCAACCGCUACAUCACGGAUCGCUUCUUACCUGACAAGGCCAUUGAUUUGAUGGACGAGGCCGCGAGUGGCCUGAGACUACAGCAAGAAAGCAAGCCCGAGGAUAUUUUGGCGCUCGACCAAAGAAUCAUGACUAUACAAAUCGAGCUUGAGAGCUUACGCAAGGAGACCGAUAUUGCAAGCAAGGAGCGACGCGAGAAGCUUCAAUCUGAUCUAAAGGGAUAUCAAGAAGAAGCUGAGAAGCUGACAGACAAAUGGGAGAAGGAGAGGGCCGCUAUCGACGAUGUCAAGAAAACGAAAGAGGAUCUGGAGAAGGCUCGAAUUGAGCUUGAUCAAGCACAGCGUGAGAAUAGCUUUGCUCGGGCCGGAGAGCUGCGAUACUAUGUCAUCCCACAAUUGGAAGCCAAACUUCCUAAGGAGGGGGAAAAUCCUACCCAGGUCCAUAGCGAUGGCACUCUGGUUCACGAUGCUGUCACCGCAGAUGAUAUCGCGACCGUCGUGUCUCGGAUGACGGGAAUCCCUGUCACAAAACUCACAUCAGGGCAUGCUGAAAAACUGAUCCACAUGGAGGAUACACUCCGUCAAUCGGUCCGGGGCCAAGACGAGGCUCUCAAAGCUGUUGCAAAUGCCGUCAGGCUGCAACGUGCUGGGUUAAACGGAGAGAAUAGACCUCUUGCAUCCUUCUUCUUCCUAGGACCGACUGGCGUUGGGAAGACGGAGCUGUGCAAGAAGAUGGCCAAUUUCUUGUUCGCAAGCGAGUCGGCCGUUGUCCGAUUUGACAUGAGCGAGUUCCAGGAAAAGCACACGAUUUCUCGAUUGAUUGGUAGCCCAGCGGGCUACGUUGGAUAUGACGAUGCGGGCCAACUCACCGAAGCCGUCCGAAGGAAACCUUAUGCUGUUCUAUUGUUUGACGAAUUCGAGAAAGCACACCGUGAUAUAUCGGCGCUCCUUCUGCAGGUCCUCGACGAAGGUUUCCUGACCGAUGCUCAAGGGCAUAAAAUCGACUUCCGGAACACGUUGAUCGUCUUCACAUCUAAUCUUGGCGCCGAUAUCCUUAUUGGCGCCAACCCCAUGCAUCCUCAAGGAGGUGAACUACAGUUAGGGGAGAUCCCACAAGAAGUGCGCAGUGCUGUCAUGGAUGUAGUCCACAGCAAUUAUGCCCCAGAAUUUCUCAACCGCAUCGACGAAUUCAUCAUGUUCAAGCGCCUCUCCACAGAAGCUCUGCGCGAUAUCGUUGAUAUCCGCUUAAUCGAAUUACAGCAACGCCUCGAUGAUCGACGAAUAGUGAUCCAGGUUGAUGAAGAGGUUCGAGGAUGGCUAGCAGAGCGUGGAUACGAUCCCAGAUUCGGAGCCAGACCUCUUAACCGCCUUAUUUCGAGGGAGAUUGGCAAUGGACUGGCUGAUAAGAUUAUUCGAGGUGAGGUGAAGACUGGUGAUACUGCGAUUGUGAAGAUCAACAAGGAUGGAGAUGGGCUUGUUGUCGGGACUGAAGAAUCCCAUAAUAUUGUUUAA
Venustampulla echinocandica is the source of this 2394-nucleotide messenger RNA. Its product is annotated as putative chaperonin ClpB. The transcript is spliced from 2 exons. Gene Ontology annotation, cellular component: cytoplasm; mitochondrial matrix. The coding region runs from base 1 to 2394 and encodes 797 amino acids. Gene Ontology annotation, biological process: cellular response to heat. The record is from RefSeq and is a predicted model, not a curated record. Gene Ontology annotation, molecular function: ATP hydrolysis activity; ATP binding. NCBI's taxonomy places the organism in Eukaryota, Fungi, Ascomycota, Leotiomycetes, Helotiales, Pleuroascaceae.